AUGACCCCGCAGCAGCUAGAGGACCUAACCUGGGAACAGUUCAAGACAGGAAUCUAUGACAAGUACAUCCCUAAGAGCUAUAAAAAGCAAAAAGAAACAGAGUUUUACAACUUGAAACAGGGACGAAUGUCAGUGACAGAAUAUGAUCGCGCCUUCUUUGACCUGUCCAGGUACGGAGCUGAUCAAGUGGAUACGGAUGAAAAGAUGUCCGAGAAAUUUUGUACGGGCUUGAGGCACGAAAUAAGAGUAGCAUUGGCUAGCCGUGGCGGAAUACCAUAUACCGAAGCUCUAAAACUGGCCUUAGACAUUGAAGCUGCAUUGCCUAAGGAAAGACCUGCACCAAACCCUACAAAUAUGUCACUGCAGACCUCGUCCCAAGCCCCAAGGGACAAAAGGAAGUGGGAAGGAAACCAGAACCAGUGGGGACAAAAGAAGCCAUGGCAUGGACCACCCCGCCCACAAAACUUUGCAAGGCAGCCUAUCUUUAAACCGACAGGAAUCACUCAACCAAGGCCCAAUCUUUGUCCCAAAUGUAACAAGCCCCACAGCGGAAUCUGCAGGGCCGGAGAAAUGAUUUGUUUUACUUGUGGAAGGUAUGGCCAUAUCGCCAGGAACUGUCAAAAUGGACCCCAGAGAAGGAGUGCACCAACUAACCAGCCAGCACAACGUCAACACUUGCGAGCUCUACAUGCAGACACCCAGAACCACCAGACCCCGCAUCCACAACGACCGAGCCUCUCAACUCAAGCUAGGGCAUAUGCAUUGGGACGAAACCAACAGAACAACAACCAUGGGAAUUUGGCAGGUAUGGGCACUCUAUUGAACGUACCUAUUGUCCUUUUGUUUGAUACUGGUGCCUCGCACUCCUUCAUAUCAACCUCGUGUGUAAGCACUUUAGAACUCACACCAGAACCAGCCGAACCUAGAGUAACGGUGUCUUCACCAGUAGGAGGAGUUAUAGAAAUCACACAAAAGUGCUCGAACCUAGAAAUCACGCUCGGAGAACGUAAGGGAUGGAAUGGUUGGCCAAGAACCACGCCACCAUCAAGUGCAGUGAAAGACAUAUUUCCUUUCAAACUCCGGGAGAAGGGCAAGUUGAGCUCCAUGGAAUCACUAUGA
This is a messenger RNA of Salvia splendens (bonfire salvia), 1119 nucleotides long. RefSeq lists its product as uncharacterized. The transcript is spliced from 2 exons. Lineage: Eukaryota; Viridiplantae; Streptophyta; Magnoliopsida; Lamiales; Lamiaceae. Gene Ontology annotation, molecular function: aspartic-type endopeptidase activity; zinc ion binding; nucleic acid binding. Gene Ontology annotation, biological process: proteolysis. Bases 1 to 1119 code for a protein of 372 amino acids. The record is from RefSeq and is a predicted model, not a curated record.